GUGUCACUUCCGGUUCGUCCUCAUCGAAAGAAAUGGCGGACAUGGACGAACUGUUCGGGAGUGAUGGGGACAGUGACAACGAACAAAGAGUGGUCUCAGCAGUGGCGUCUGGCUCUGGUUCAGGUUCUGAAUCUGAGCCGGAGAUGCCCCGGUCCCGUUCCCAUAGUAACGCCUCGGGCAGCGACAGCGGGAGAGAUGAUGAUGAUGGACAAGAUGGGGGAAAGCCCAACACCAAGGAGCUGUUUGGGGAUGACAGUGAAGAGGAACGCCAAAGCCGACACAGCGACAACCAAUCAAACCUGUCGGAACGCUCAGGAAACCAGUCGGAUGCCAGCAUGCACUCGGAGCCCGAGGACAAUGACCAGUCAGACGCGGAGCAGCACAGUGGGUCAGAGAGAGGGCACCGGGAGGAAGAGGAGGAAGAUGGAGAUCGAAGGUCAGAGGCAGGCAGUCCAGUAUCGGGGGUGGGGAGCCCCAGGUCUGGGAGGGGCAGUGCUCGCUCUGAGAAGAGUAUCCAUAGCGACCCCGGCACCCCCCACUCGGCUCCCGGCACCCCCCACUCAGCUCCCGGCACCCCCACUCGGCUCCCGGCACCCCCACUCGGCUCCCGGCACCCCCACUCUGCUCCCGGCACCCCCACUCUGCUCCCGGCACCCCCACUCUGCGCCCGGCACCCCCACUCUGCGCCCGGCACCCCCCACUCCGCGCCUGGCACCCCCCACUCCGCGCCCGGCACCCCCCACUCAGAUGGGGAGGGGUCAGGCAAGGAGAACCAAUCAGAUGAUGAAAAGUGGGGAGGAGGGGCUAAGAGUGACCAAUCAGAGGAUGAGGAAGAGGAGGAGAAGAAGCAGCACCAAUCGGACGAAGAGCGAGAGAAUUCUGAUGAGGACGGGGCGGGGCACAGGAGCAGGAAGAAGUCAGAGUCUGCGAAGGGCAGUGACAGCGAGGAUGACUUCGUCGGACGGAAGAACAAGAAGAUGGCGUCUGCCUCGGACUCUGACAGCGAUGUUGGAGCCAAGAAGAAGAUGGCGGCGUCUGGCUCAGAUUCUGACAGCGACGUUGGAGCCAAGAAGAAGAUGGCGGCGUCUGGCUCAGACUCUGACAGCGACGUUGGAGCCAAGAAGAAGAUGGCGGCGUCUGGCUCAGACUCUGACAGCGACGUUGGAGCCAAGAAGAAGAUGGCGGCGUCUGGCUCAGACUCUGACAGCGACGUUGGAGCCAAGAAGAAGGGUAAAGGUAAGAAGCCAGCAGCAGACGACCUGUUUGGAGAGGCAGACGACAUCUCAUCAGACAGUGAUGCUGAGAAACCUCCCACUCCAGGACAACCCCUGGACCAAGAGGAUGGUAUGGAAGGGGAGCAGGCUGAGGAGGAGCCCGUCCCAGAGACUCGUAUCGAGGUGGAGAUUCCUAAAGUCAGCACUGAUCUAGGAUCAGACCUCUACUUCGUCAAACUACCCAACUUCCUCUCCGUUGAGCCCAGACCCUUUGACUCCCAGUACUAUGAAGAUGAGUUUGAGGAUGAGGAGAUGUUGGAUGAAGAGGGACGGACCAGGCUCAAACUGAAGGUUGAGAAUACUAUCCGGUGGAGAGCCAAGAAAGACGAGGAGGGGAACGAGAGCAGAGAGAGUAACGUUGCAUUGAUCAAGUGGUCUGACGGCAGCAUGUCUCUCCACCUGGGUAACGAGGUGUUUGAUGUGUAUAAAGCUCCUCUCCAAGGAGACCACAACCACCUGUUCAUCAGACAAGGAACUGGACUACAGGGACAGGCUGUGUUCAAGACCAAACUCACCUUCAGACCCCACUCCACAGACAGCGCCACCCACAGGAAGAUGACCCUGUCUCUGGCUGACCGCUGCUCGAAGACCCAGAAGAUCAGAAUACUGCCCAUGGCUGGACGAGACCCCGAGUCUCAACGCAACGAGAUGAUCAAGAAAGAGGAGGAGCGUCUGCGUGCGUCUAUCCGUCGUGAGGGACAACAGCGGCGGAUGAGAGAGAAGCAGCACCAACGAGGGCUGAGCGCCGGUUACCUGGAGCCCGAUCGCUAUGAUGACGAUGAGGAGGGGGACGAGUCUGUCAGCCUGGCCGCCAUCAAGAGCAAAUACAAGGGAGGAGGAGGAGGAGGGGGGCUGAGGGAGGAGCGUGCUCGGAUCUACUCGUCUGACAGUGAUGAGGGUUCUGAUGAUGAUAAAGCCCAGAGACUGCUCAAGGCCAAGAAACUAGACUCUGACGAGGAAGGGGAGAGUUCAGGGAAGAGGAAGGCUGAGGAGGAUGAGGAGGAGGAGGUGGAACCCAAGAAGGCAAAGAAAUACGUCAUCAGCGACGAAGAGGAGGAGGAGGAAGAUGAUGAAUGAUGUCAUGUUGUUGAUCACACCACUGUAUUAUCAGUGUGUUGUUAUAUCCAGUGCGUUGCGAUGUAGACCUAAACGUUUCAUUUGUAGUUUGUAUAUUUUUUAAUGAUCACUGUGUGUGUGAGAGAGAGGGAGAGCUCUGUACAGCUGUAGGAAUAAAGACCAGAUGAACUAAGUGUUUAUCUCAAUGACCAAA
This is a messenger RNA of Oncorhynchus gorbuscha (pink salmon), 2544 nucleotides long. Its product is annotated as RNA polymerase-associated protein LEO1-like. NCBI's taxonomy places the organism in Eukaryota, Metazoa, Chordata, Actinopteri, Salmoniformes, Salmonidae. The transcript has 15 exons. Gene Ontology annotation, molecular function: RNA polymerase II C-terminal domain phosphoserine binding. Gene Ontology annotation, biological process: transcription elongation by RNA polymerase II; positive regulation of transcription elongation by RNA polymerase II. The coding region runs from base 33 to 2351 and encodes 772 amino acids. Gene Ontology annotation, cellular component: nucleus; Cdc73/Paf1 complex. The record is from RefSeq and is a predicted model, not a curated record.